Molecule: messenger RNA, 3102 nt
Organism: Megachile rotundata (alfalfa leafcutting bee)
Lineage: Eukaryota; Metazoa; Arthropoda; Insecta; Hymenoptera; Megachilidae
Source: RefSeq, a predicted model, not a curated record
AUGACUACGCCGAUCUGCAUUUUUUAUUACGUCGAAACAAAAUGUAUACGAUGGUUCAGGAACAAGUACAAACAACAGUCACUCUUGAGCAUCGUAUUCCGUAGCCAGUACAUCUUUCAUACCCUUACGUUUUUAGUUGAACAACAUAAUAAGCCUUCUUAUUCUGUGCAUUUUUACCGCUCUAAUAUGAGUGAAUUUACUGACUAUAUUGCUGAUCCUCUAUUAGAUUAUUCAAUACAAUCAGAAGAUUCUGAUAUAGAGGUCGAGGACAGUGAUAGUGAUGUGAUGCCAAGAAGAAGAUCGACAGCUGUUCCAUUACAGUAUUCCAGUGAUUUCGAUAGUCUGAGUGAUAAUGAAAUGUUUACAGAAUCACAUAGUUAUAUUGAAUCAUUGUCAGAUGUUGAUAAAGUUCCUAAUGUACCAGAUUUUAUUGCGCAAUCUGGUCCAAAAGUUCUUCCUGCUAAUAAGCAAAGCAUAAAAGAAAUUGUGGAAAUGUUUAUUGGCAAUGAUUUAUUUCAAUUGAUGGUAAAUGAAUCAAACAUCUAUUAUCACCAGAAUAAGGACAAGUUGUGUAAGGGUAAAAAAAUGCCUAAGUGGAAUGAUGUUUCUCUAGCCGACAUGAAGAAAUUUCUUGGUUUGAUUAUAUUGAUGGGCCAAGUAAAGAAAGAUAGAAAAGAUGAUUACUGGUCCUCAGAGUUUUAUACCAAAACACCAUCGUUCUCCACGGUUAUGUCGCGUAACAGAUUUCGCCAGAUUUGGGACACAUGGCAUUUUUCGAGUAAUUCUACAACAGCUGGUUCUAAUAAGUUCGAAAAGAUUCAACCGAUACUAAGUUAUUUAUUAGAUAAAUUUAAAUCAGUAUACACUCCCAAAAAAGAGCUUUCGCUUGACGAAUCCAUUAUUCCGUGGCGUGGAAAAUUGUCUAUAAAAACGUACAAUCCAGCAAAGAUAGUAAAGUAUGACCUGCUUUGUCGUAUGUUAUGUGAAGCCAGAAGUGGAUAUAUUUGCAACUUGGAAAUAUAUUGUGCGGACGGCAGAAAACUGGACCAAACUAUAAUGUCGUUGCUCGAUAAAAAUAUAGGUUUGGGAUAUCAUGUAUACAUGGAUAAUUACUAUAACAAUAUUCGUACCGCAGAAUUGCUUCUGAAAAAUGGCACACGAGUUUGCGGUACAAUUAGAGCGAAUAGAGGUGUUCCAGAAUCUAUGAAGCAUAUCAGUUUAAAAACUGGAGAUUAUACAUUUAAAAGAAAAAAUGAAAUUUUAGUACAGGCAUGGAAGCCAAAACGCAAAGUCGUAUACAUGGUUUCUACAAUACAUUCGGGAGAACUAACAAACACAAAAAAAGUACAUUGGAAAACAAAACAAGAAAUUAUAAAACCUCAAUCGGUCAUAGAUUAUAACAAAUAUAUGAUGGGCGUAGAUUUGGCUCAUCAAUUAUAUGUUGAGUUCAAUGGUAACACUAUGAAAUAUCAGAAAUUUUUACAUGCUGUUGCACUUUUGUGGAUCGAGGAAUAUACAAAUACUCAAGAUGUACCGAAUGUUUGUGGCGAACAACCUUCUGUAUUAGUUCCUACACCUCGCACGCCAAAAUAUGAUCACCCUGAGAGACUAUCGGGUGAUAUGAAGAAGCACAACGUUACUCGAAUUAUUGGAUCCGGGAACAAAAACAGAUAUAUGAAGUAUACAGGCCAAGGCCUGAAUGGUGGCCGCCGGGAGCCUGGUGGCCAGUGCGCCCUGGUUGGAAGAAUAGGCGCCAAAGACGAAAGAUGGCGUCCGCCUUGCGACGGGCAGCAAAACUUCUGCCGCCGCCGCCAGCUGAUCGGCGGCACCCACAACGCGGCGGUGGACGGGGACGCGGUCGGGGAAUCCCUGACCGAAUUGCCUCCACCACCGCUCCGACCUUCGUGUACCACCUUAACGGAGCAUAGAAUCGAUGUAGGAAACAGCAGGCCAAUUAAACAACGUAAUUAUCUCAUUUCACCAGUAGUACAGCAAGCUAUUUAUGCGGAAGUAGAUAAAAUGUUAGAAGAUGGAAUUAUCGAACCGUCACAUAGCGAAUGAUCCAGUCCUAUCGUAAUGGUCAAGAAAUCGACGGGGAAAUAUCGUUGUUUAGAUUUCCGGAAAGUAAAUGAAGUUUCGAAAAAAGACGUGUAUCCCCUGCCGAAUAUGACUGGAAUAUUAGAUAAAUUACGAGCCGUGCACUAUUUGUCCACCUUAGAUUUGAGUCAAGCAUAUUUUCAGAUUCCAUUAGAAAAAGAAAGUAGAGAAAUCACCGCUUUCACAGUACCGGGCAAGGGACUUUUUCAUUUCGUUCGUAUGCCAUACGGUUUAACGGGAGCCCCUGCCACCUUUCAGCGCUUAUUAGAUAAAUUGAUCGGUCCGGAGAUGGAACCCUACGCGUUUGCUUAUUUAGACGAUAUUAUUAUAGUUACAGAAACGUUUGAGGAACACCUGUCUUGGCUAAGAAUAGUACUUCGGAAAAUUACGACCGCUGGUUUAACAAUUAAUCCGGACAAAUGCGAAUUUUGCCAUGCCGAAGUGCAUUAUCUAGGUUUUAUCGUCGGUAAAGAGGGUCUCCGAAUAGAUCCCGAAAAGGUAGCGCCGGUAUUGGAAUACCCCGUCCCGAAAAAUCUUAAACAAUUACGGAGAUUCCUAGGAAUGGGUUCGUGGUAUCGUCGUUUUAAUCCGCACUUCGCCACCAUAACGGAACCCCUAACGCAGCUAUUACGUAAAGACGUGCCCUGGAAAUGGGGAGAGGCACAACAAAAAACAUUCGAUUCCGUUCGUUCGUAUUUAACCACCGCGCCCAUACUGUCUUGUCCGAAUUUUUCAAAACCGUUCUCGUUAGCCACCGACGCGAGUACCGUGGGGAUUGGCGCGGUACUAACACAAGAAAUAGAAGAAAAAAAACAUGUUAUAGCAUACGCGAGCCGUUCACUUUCGAAUGCCGAAAAGAAAUACAGUACCACCGAAUUAGAGUGCCUCGCCAUAGUAUGGUCGAUCGAGAAAUUCCGUCAUUAUCUAGAAGGUUAUCGUUUCACGGUCAUCACUGACCAUAGUAGCCUUCGGUGGCUAAGGUCGUUAAAAAAUCCGAAUGGUUGA